Molecule: messenger RNA, 1099 nt
Organism: Lentinula edodes (shiitake mushroom)
Lineage: Eukaryota; Fungi; Basidiomycota; Agaricomycetes; Agaricales; Omphalotaceae
Exons: 1
Coding region: 294-893 (199 amino acids)
Source: RefSeq, a predicted model, not a curated record
UUCUGGAUACGAUAUCCACAGCUGUAUCUGCAAAGUCGAUUCUCUGGGCAAUACAACCUUCAACGAUAUUCCAGGCGUAGAAAUCACUUAUGAUUGCAUCGCCAGUAUCGGCUAUGAUUUCUUCGUAACUUCACAACACUCGGGUGAAACUGUGCUGCUACAUAUUCCCUCCCAGAAAAUAUACAUCAUCAACGCUGCCAGUGGGACAUCAGUAUGGACUCCCAUUUCCCCUUAUCCGCUUCCGAAAUCUAACUUUCCUGACACAGGAAGGCCAUAUCACCAAUGUGAUAUUCAUGCCUACAUACGUGCUGCUAGUUUUCACCCACUACGUAAAUAUGCAGGAAAGGAAAUACUUCGAGCUGUAUCCCCUUCCAGAUCCUAUGUCAGAGGAAGCGGGCGCGCGUGUGCUUCCAACGCAUAGCGGAAAUCUCUCCAUGCACUUCUCGGAAGCUUCGUUCUUUUCUUCUGAUACGUCUGUCGAUGGUCAUGAAAUCAUCUGGUUAGUCGUACUCGCGGGCAUCCAACUCUGGGCUCUCCGUGUCACUCUGCAAUCGGAUAGAAGCAUGACUUUCCACAGCCCGGAUUACGACACGUAUCGUUUCGCCCAGCGUACUAUGGUACAUGGGUUUGACCUGGCUUUUACAGCUACUAGUACUGCAAGUUCGACUAGCAACCCAUGCGGGAGAGGGAUCUCUAGAUUCGCUACGCCGAAGAUAAGCUGGCUGAAAUAUGAUGUUCAUCGCGGUGCUGACGGACGAAUAUCGACUAAAUCAGCGGUUUUGGAUAAUAGAAUCCUUCCGUCUUUCAUUUUGUAUGAUUUCGAUGCUUUCAGGGGUUUGAUUUGUGGAACGACUGACUCUGAGGAGAUCAUAGUGAAGGACUUCGUUAGCUGAUGAAAUUCUGUGAUAUAUCUAUCGAUUUAUAAUAUCCUUGUGUAUAUACGUUUGCCACUCGGUGCUCUAGCGGGUAUGCAACGAAUUACAACAGUAAUUCCCUUACAGUAUGUAUAUACAUAGAGUGUAUACAGGAGUAACCACACAUAUUUACAUAUUGUAGUAAAUCACUGUCAGAGUCGUGUGUGCAAUAAACUACUAGGUGA